Clonostachys solani is the source of this 1404-nucleotide messenger RNA. The record is from the annotation of a GenBank genome assembly. NCBI's taxonomy places the organism in Eukaryota, Fungi, Ascomycota, Sordariomycetes, Hypocreales, Bionectriaceae.
AUGGCGACAUCUUGCACCCGUGUCUGUCAAGAACUUAGCUUCAGGUUUGGCCUAGCUCUGCACUUCCCGAAGGAUGACAUUGACUGGUCAAUCUGGGACGAGAAACAGCGAGAGGUCACGCCGGCCUGUCGCGUGGAGCCAUCCAGCACAGCCGACGUCUCUGAGAUUCUGGAGCUCCUGACCACUCACUGGUGCCGCUUUGCGGUCAAGGGCGGUGGUCACGCGCAGGCUGUCGACGCGUCCAACUCUGUGGGCGGAGUCACGAUCGACUUGCACAGGAUGGACAGGGUGGACAUUUCGCAGGACCGAACGCGAGCCAACCUGGGGCCAGGACUUGUUCUUGGCGAAGCGUAUAGUGCUCUUGAGCCUUACAAUUUGACCUUCGUAGGAGGCAGAGUAGCGGACGUCGGCGUCCCUGGCUUUACCCUCGGUGGGGGUAUAUCAAACCUAUCCCCUCAGUAUGGUCUGGCCCUGGACAACGUCUUUGAAUACGAGGUCGUAUUACCUAACGCCAGCAUUGUCACUGCUAGUGAAGGCCACAACCCUGACUUGUACUUUGCUCUCCGAGGCGGUGGUAACAACUUCGGCAUCGUCACCAAUUUUCUCGUCAGACUGGUCCCUCAAGGAGCUCUGUGGAGUGGUGAAAGCAUAUAUGACUCCGAAUAUACAGCCACAGUCAUCGAGCGAGUCCACGAACUCUCUACAACGCUGAGUGAAGAUACCUACAUGUGCUUCUCCAGUCGAUAUGCAUAUAACCAAACCGCAAAUGAGUAUACCAUAGGAGUCAUGCAAGCCUACUACGAGCCGAUUGACUUUCCUGCGGUAUUUGAGCAGCUAAACAGUAUCCCUCACAGGUCAAGCACAUUACGUGUGGACAGGAUGAGCAGAUUUGCUGCCGAUGCUAUCAGUCCCCAUGGAUCACGACGCCUGUACGCAACGCUCACCUUCGAGGCAUCUGCAAUCCUCCACAGUAGGAUACUGCAAAUAUUUCAAGAAGAGGUGGAACGCGUCAAAAGCGUCCAAGGAUUCCGACCCUCAGUCGUCACCCAGGCUCUGCAUGUCAACGCCAUCAAGGCCAUGCGUCAGAGAGGAGGUAACUCUUUGGGCGUAGAAUCUGCAGGACCAUUGAACUUUGUGCUGCUCACAUUCGGAUGGUCCAAUGCAGAAGACGAUGAGGCAAUGUCCGACUUUGCGGACGCCUGGGUCAGUCGAUCGACGGAGGCAGCCACGGAGCUGGGCAUCCUGAACCCUUGGAUCUACAUCAACUAUGCAAAGGAGAAUCAAGAUCCUUUCUCUGGGUAUGGGGAGAAUAAACACAGACUUCGUAGAAUACAGCGGCAGAUUGAUCCACGCGGUGUUUUCACUUCGAUGGGGUUAUGUAGAGGCUCCUUUAAACUACUCUAG